Messenger RNA from Caenorhabditis elegans, 988 nucleotides. RefSeq names its product Tyrosine-protein phosphatase domain-containing protein (gene spe-54). The record is from RefSeq and is marked reviewed. Bases 70 to 933 code for a protein of 287 amino acids. The transcript is spliced from 8 exons. NCBI's taxonomy places the organism in Eukaryota, Metazoa, Nematoda, Chromadorea, Rhabditida, Rhabditidae. Gene Ontology annotation, molecular function: hydrolase activity; protein tyrosine phosphatase activity; protein tyrosine/serine/threonine phosphatase activity.
AAUUUAUUACCUAAACAAAAACUAUUGUGUCGUGGAAGCAAAGAAUCGAGAGGUUCAAAUUUGUCAAAAAUGGCGGAUACUGUUCAAACAAAUGGUCGUGCAAGUCUCUUAGCUGCCGUCAAUAAUCGUGCUUCAACCCGUUCCACUCGUAAAAAAAAGACGACGAUGCUUUCCCCAAAAAAGUUUUGCGAUUUUAUUAAUUCCAAAACGAACUCGAAAAGUUUUGAAGCUGGAGUUGCAGAGUUUUACAAGGAAACAUAUUUGGAAUCUCCAACCUUUUUCAACUAUUUUAAGUCACCGAAAGAUAAGAAUUUUUCCGAAAAUGUCUGGCUUUACGACGCCACCCGUGUCAUUGUUCCUGGUGUGGACUACUACCAUGCUUCUUGGGUUGAUGGGCUUAAGCCAAAUCAAUACAUUCUUGCUCAAGCUCCACGUGAUGCCAGCGCAGCCAAGGACUUUUUUAAACUUUUGGAGCACGUGAAGGCUGAAGGUCUUAUUGUUGCUGAAGGAGCGGACGAGUUUUCAAGUGCAAUAACGGCAAAAUUUGAAAAAGGAACAGGGAAAAAUGAUUUCGUGUCAACUGCCGUCAUCAAGGAAAACGGUCUGCAUUUGAAAGCAAUCAAGUUUUGUCGUUGGGCUGAACCACUUUCGGCAAUUGAAAUCAAUGAUAUGUUGGAGAAAAGUCGAAAGUAUUUGGGAUGCCCAUUGAAGGGUCCUUUGGUUAUUGUGUGCAAAGAUGGAGCUGCAAAAAGCGGUUUAGUGGCUUUUAUCGAUACGGAAGCGGAUCGUUUGAUGAAACACGGGAAGGCCAAGCACACUGACACUAUCAAACAAAUUCGUUUCAUGAGAAGCAAUACGUUUGAUACAUUCGACAGCUACGAUCUUGGAAUUAACUCACUUAUUGAAUUGUGCAAUAGAUACAAGAAGAAAUAGACAAUUGCAUACUUUUUAUGGGUUGAAUGAAACGAAUAAAGCUUUGCAUGCUUCA